Knipowitschia caucasica is the source of this 351-nucleotide messenger RNA. The record is from the annotation of a GenBank genome assembly. NCBI's taxonomy places the organism in Eukaryota, Metazoa, Chordata, Actinopteri, Gobiiformes, Gobiidae.
AUGAGCCACGAAACCUUGCAGCGCCUCAAAAAGCCCCGACCGUCUGGAAAAGAUGGCAGCGAUGGAGGGUUUGGUGCCCUGUACCUGGAGCUGGACAAGCUGCAGAGUCAGAAGAAGAAAAAGUUGCUUCAUGUUGCAAACUUCUCUCUCAUCAAUGUGCUGAUGACUGCGUGCUUCGACUUGUUUUCUCUUCUACCCGAAGCUGAAAACACACACCCAUCCUUGAGCCUUUAUCUUUCGAUAUCUAAUGGUGAAAGGAAUUCAAUACUUAUACAAAUUCAGAGAUUUCCAUCAUUUUUCAAACCCAUCCUUGCACUUUUUGUUCACUUCCUCAUUUACAUCUACUUUUGA